Molecule: messenger RNA, 1147 nt
Organism: Eubalaena glacialis (North Atlantic right whale)
Lineage: Eukaryota; Metazoa; Chordata; Mammalia; Artiodactyla; Balaenidae
Gene: IL23A
Product: interleukin 23 subunit alpha
Exons: 6
Coding region: 339-911 (190 amino acids)
Biological process (GO): positive regulation of T cell proliferation; immune response; positive regulation of T-helper 17 cell lineage commitment
Cellular component (GO): interleukin-23 complex; extracellular region
Molecular function (GO): cytokine activity
Source: RefSeq, a predicted model, not a curated record
CUUCCAAUCAGGAAGGGCUAGGGGCUCACCUCAGCCAAUCGGAAGGAGCCAGGGUGGAUUUACCGCAGAGUCAUAUUUGAAUCAGAAGUUUCACUGGGCAGUUUUGAAUAGUCCUAUGGGAAAGGAGACCUCUAUCGAGGGGACCUUAAAAAGAGACUCAGAGACAAGGGGAGAAAAUCUCCAGGAAGCAGCUCAGAAACUCGGUGAACGACAGAGGGAACCAAACCAGAGACGCACAGAACAGAGAGAAUCAGCCUCAGAGCAAGGGGAAGUGGACAAGAGAUUCCACAGGGACUGCAAGGCACAGAGCCAGCCAGAUCUGAGAAGCAGGCAACGAGAUGCUGGGGAGCAGAGCUGUGCUGCUGCUGCUGCUGCUGCCCUGGAUUGCUCAGGGCCAGGCUGUGUCUGAGGGCAGCAGCCCUGCUUGGGCUCGGGGCCAGCAGCUCUCACAGCAACUCUGCAUGCUGGCCUGGAGUGCACAUCAACCAAUGGGACAUGUGGAUCUACCAAGAGAAGAAGGAGAUGAUGAGACUACAAAUCAUGUCCCCCAUAUCCAGUGUGGGGAUGGCUGUGAUCCACAAGGACUCAGGGACAACAGUCAGUCCUGCUUGCAAAGGAUCCACCAAGGCCUGGUUUUUUAUGAGAAGCUGCUGGGCUCAGAUAUUUUCACAGGGGAGCCUUCUCUACUCCCCGAUGGCCCUGUGGGCCAGCUUCAUGCCUCCCUACUGGGCCUCAGGGAACUCUUGCAGCCCGAGGGUCACCACUGGGAGACUGAGCAGACUCCAAGCCCCAGUCCCAGCCAGCCGUGGCAGCGCCUCCUUCUCCGUCUCAAGAUCCUUCGCAGCCUCCAGGCCUUUGUGGCUGUAGCUGCCAGGGUCUUUGCCCAUGGAGCAGCAACUCUGAGCCCCUAAGCCAGCAGCUUAAGGAUGGCACCCAGACCUCCACGGCUCAGCAAUGCUAAGAUGAAUUUAUCAGCCUAGACACCUGUGAGCCAACAAGUUAAUCAGUCCAUUAAUUUUAACAGGACUUGCUCUGUUGAAAAAUUACCAAUACUGACUGACUUACGAUGCUGACCUAGAACAGGCUGAAUAUUUAUUACAUGGGAAGGGAAAUUUUGGGAUUAUUUAUCAUCGUGGCAGCAGUUUGG